Podarcis lilfordi (Lilford's wall lizard) is the source of this 4614-nucleotide messenger RNA. The record is from the annotation of a GenBank genome assembly. Lineage: Eukaryota; Metazoa; Chordata; Lepidosauria; Squamata; Lacertidae.
UUUUUAUUUUUAUUUUUAUUUUUAUUUUAUUCUAUCAUUUUAUUAAAGUCCAGCUUUAUUGCUAACUUUACUGUCUUUUAUUAUCAGAUAUGGCCCCAAAAAAGGCUGGGAAAAAGGCGGUGACGGUCGUCUCUGCUAAGCGGCCCAUUAAGGGCCCGUCACAAUCCCUGCGUUCUCCAACCCCACCUCAGUAUGGGGGUCAAUUGGAAUCACUGGUACCAGGGAUAUCAGGUGACCCUGUGGCUUUGGCACGUCUUGCUGCGGAGGUGGACGGCCUUAUCUGACGCUGUGCUUCCCAACCAUCGACUUCGCUGGUGCCUGCUCCUACGGCGCCUGCCUCUUCCCCGGUUCCGUCAUCAUCUAGUGAAGAUGGGAGUGAAGUUGCAGGGGCUGGGGUUUUGUUGUCGGAACCCCUGCCCCGGUCCCUUGCCUUACCUGUGCCUCAGGUUGGCUCGGGGGGGGGGAGAUGCUCAGCUAGGAGACGUUUGGGGAAGCGGGCCAGGAGAUCGACUCCUGCCAGGGCAAUUUUGCCAGCUCAGUCCUCCCCUGUUUUACCGUCGGGUUCGGGUCUCUCACAUGAUUUUUCUAUUCAGUCUACCUCAGGUGCCGCACAAGUUGAGGCAGAUGUGGACUCUUCAAUGGAGGACAGCUUGCCUGUUCCGGCUAAAUCUUCUUCCGGGGGGCAUCGCCGCCGUAAGAAGAGUUCCAAAAGACGUGCCAAGAGGAGGAGGGGCGAGUCUUCAUCUUCUUCCACGGGAACAUCUUCUGAGAGUUCGGGACGAGGCCGACACCUCCCUGGGUCUUUAUUGGGGUUUUGGAGAGCCCAUUGGUGGUUUGCCAAAAUGGGCAUGGCAACGCAGGGCUAAUUCACAUAGGGCCAGGUAUGGGGCAAUCCUUGAUUGCCGCAAUGGUAGAUUGGUUCCUGAUGUAAAAGUCUCUACUAACUCUGUUAGAGACAUUAUACCAGGGGCUCAUUUGUCCUCUAAAUUGCGGUCCAGGAUUUUGGAUGGUCGCUAUGUGGACAUUUUUGAUCUGGCACCACCAACCGCAAGCCUGGAUGCUCUUGACAAAGCUGUAUCUGCCCCAAAGAGGCGGACUGCGCUUAGAAAGACGGAUAGGACUUUUGAGCGCUGGCUGGAUAGCUUCCAGGUCUUUGCUGGGGUUGUCUCGGCUUCUUAUCCUCGGAGAGCUUUGCAUCUCUUUGUGUACCUGUCUAUUGUCCGCGCGGCACAGGCCAUGGCUGGCGGUGAGGCAGCAAUCCUUUACGAUGAAAAUUUUCGACGUCGCGCUGCAAAAAUCCCUACGGCUCGAUGGGACCGCAGGGAUUUGGACGUGUGGACCACUUACGUGGUCCCACAUUUUGAGAGGAAGGCCCUGGAACAGCCCAAGCCAAAGGCAGCCCCUGUUCGGCCCGGACGUAAGAUAAUCUGUUGGGGUUUCAACAAAGGAGAGCGCCAACGGCAGCCUUGCAGAUAUCCCCAUGUGUGUGAUAAGUGUGGUGGGAGUCACCCCGCUAGCAAUUGUCAAGGGGGUAAGCGGCCCUUUCGAGGGGGAAAAGGGGGUGCUCAGCAACCCCCAAAGGCCACACCCUCUACCUCUUCCGCUGGAAUUGGAAAGUAGUGAUUUACUGUCUAUGGCAUAUACGCCGAUAAAGCUGUCGGCAUUGUUGCCUUGGCUGCAGUCUUAUCCCAACCGCGAGGCUGCAGCUUAUCUGAAAGAAGGGUUUUCAGUGGGUUUUAGGAUUCCUGUAGCCACGGCGCCCGUGGCACGGAAUCCUCGCAAUCAGAAGUCCGUGUGGGAAAUGCCAGAUAUCGCCCGCAGGAAGAUUGGAAAGGAGUUGGCUUUACAUUGUAUGGCUGGCCUUUUUGCAGUACCCCCGUUUCCUAAGUUGCAUAUUUCGCCUUUGGGUAUUGUCCCGAAGAAGGCUCCGGAGGAAUUUCGCCUUAUUCAUAAUUUAUCUCACCCUAAAGGCACGUCAGUAAAUGAUGUUAUUCCCUCGGAACUUUGCUCAGUGAAAUAUGCAUCCCUUGAUCAGGCGAUCAAGAUGAUCAGGAAAUUUGGCCCCGGGGCCUUGCUGGCAAAGUGUGACAUUGAGUCGGCUUUUCGCUUGCUGCCUGUUCAUCCUGAGGACUUUUGGCUGUUGGGUUUCCAAUUUGAGGGGAAGUUUUAUUUUGACAAAGCUAUGCCUAUGGGCUGUUCCAUUGCAUGUGCUGCCUUUGAGUGUUUUAGUACCUUUUUGGAUUGGGCCUUGCGUGUUAAGACCGGCCUAGGGGGCGUGUCCCAUUAUUUGGACGAAUUUUUGUUGGCCUCAGCACACGACACGGGCAACUGCGUUGUGUUACUUGAGGCCUUUGCUUCCCUUAUGGAAGAAUUGGGGGUCCCCUUGGUGGUGGAUAAAACUGAAGGCCCAGCGACUCAAUUGACAUAUUUGGGCAUCCGGUUGGAUAACAAUGCCCAAACAUCCAGCUUACCCCCAGAUAAGAUAAUUACGCUGCGUAAGGUUAUUCGGGAGAUUCUUCCUUUGCGGAAGGUUACUCUGAGGCAGCUUCAGUCAUUAUUGGGUCAUUUGAAUUUUGCAUGCAGAGUGGUGGCGCCUGGUCGCCCCUUCUGCUCCCGUCUGGCCAGGCUCACGGCUGGACUACGGACCCCACAGCAUCGGGUGCGAUUGUCCGCGCAGGUACGGGCGGACUUGCAGGUCUGGCUGGAAUUCCUAGAGGAAUUCAAUGGUGUAUCCUUGUGGCAGGACGUUUUGAACCUCCACAAUGAUUUUCAAGUGCACUCUGAUGCUGCUGGUUCCUUAGGCUUUGGGUUGUACUGGAAUGGAAGAUGGUGUGCCAUGCGUUGGCCGCCUGAAUGGCAAGGGGAAGCGAUUACGCGAGACUUAACAUUUCUCGAGUUUUUUCCCAUUGCAGUAGCAGUGCAUUUAUGGGUCGCUGAAUUCAGGGACCGUCGGAUAUGUUUCUGGUCCGACAACCAGGCGGUGGUGAACGUGCUGGCAAAACAGUCGUCCCGUUCUCCCUUCUGCGGGCCUUCGUCCUUCAUUGUCUGAGGUUUAAUAUUGUGUUUUCGGCACGCUUCAUCCCCGGUAUAUCUAACGAGAUUGCUGAUGUUCUAUCCCGUUUUCAGAUGGAGCGAUUCUGGUCCCUGGCUCCAGAAGCUCAGAAGCUUCCAGAGUAUUUUCCACCGCACCUCUGGAAUCUUGGCAACACUUAGUCAUGCAGGGAGUAGCAGCUUCCAUUUCUACGUCCACUUUGCGAUCCUAUAAAAAAGCUUGGGCUGACUUUUUAAAAUUCACGCAGUCGGCGUCCAGCAAUUUUAAACCCCCUCCUACCACUUCUCAGGUCUUGCAAUACUUAGCUCAUUUGUUUCAGCUGGGCCGCGCUGCCAGAACUUUGAGAAUUCAUUCUGCAGCAAUUUCUUUUUUCAGCAAGUCCUUGUAUGACAAGGAUCCUUGUAAAAUAUUUGUGGUGCGUAAGGCCAUGGAAGGGUGGGGCAGACUUGCCCCCCCCCCCCAGGACGGCUGCCAGGCGUCCUGUCACCUUUGAGUUGUCGUCCAGAAUGCGCUCCAAAUUGAGGAGUGUGUGCUGGUCUAAAUAUGAAGCACGCCUUUUUUCAGUGGCGUUUUCAUUAGCAUUUUUUGGAGCCCUCCGGGUGGGAAAGGUUGUAGUGGAGUGCAAUUCUGCUGGCGGUUCCCGUGGGUUGCUCUUCCAGGAUAUUAGCGUGUCCCCCCUGGAGUUGAGACUAUUAGUGCGCAACUCCAAAACUGACCAGUUGGGUCGGGGGGAGGUUAUCCGCCUCCCCGCCACUGGGGAGGCGGGCCCAUGCCCGGUCAAGGACAUAAGGAGGUACUUGGCCUUGAGGCCUCCUGGGGAUGGUCCCUUGCUCUUGUAUGAAGGUGGUCGCCCUCUGGCGCGUCACCAGUUCACAAAAAUCAUGCGUAAGGUCAUUGCGGCGUGUGGAAUCUCGGCAUCUGGUUUUGCCCCUCAUUCUUUUCACAUAGGGGCAGCGACCAUGGCAGCCCAUUGGGGUUUGUCAGCUGCCAGGAUUAAGGAUCUGGGGAGGUGGAAAUCUGAUGCCUUCAAGGGUUAUGUGCAUAACAAAUGUUGAUUUUGUUACUAAUGCUUGUUGUUUCCCUUGUAGAUCCCUCGCCGGUCCGCGUCUGGAUAGUGGGACACAGCAUCGUUCAUUGGGCUGGCAUCAGAGCGAGGCAAUCUGCCAGGGGAUCGUGUCUCGGCCUCCCUCAACACGUGCAAGUGUCAUGGAUUUCCAGACGCGGAAUGCUGUGGGAAGAGUUUUUGCUGCUUAUUGAGCGUCGGCUGCUUUCUUCCCCUCCCCCUACGGCCAUGGUAGUACAGCUGGGGGAAAAUGAUGUAGCAACUGUUGAUUGCCUUUCUUUGCGCUCCAUUAUCAUGAGGGACUUGGAGCAUUUGGCCGCCUUGCUUCCUUCUGUGAGAAUUAUUUGGUCUCACUUGUUGCAGAGGCAAUCCUGGCGCGGUGUUCCCCGCCCGGAGGCUGCUGAGAAGGCCAGGAAACGCAUUAACUCUGCAGUGUGCAAGAAGGUUUUGGAGCUGGGUGGUUUGGUGAUUCCCCACCCCAGCAUUUAUUUUAAGGCGG